Molecule: messenger RNA, 5500 nt
Organism: Siniperca chuatsi (mandarin fish)
Lineage: Eukaryota; Metazoa; Chordata; Actinopteri; Centrarchiformes; Sinipercidae
Gene: cadm4
Product: cell adhesion molecule 4
Exons: 9
Coding region: 2358-3665 (435 amino acids)
Biological process (GO): regulation of wound healing; regulation of Rac protein signal transduction; negative regulation of peptidyl-tyrosine phosphorylation
Cellular component (GO): cell-cell contact zone
Molecular function (GO): vascular endothelial growth factor receptor 2 binding
Source: RefSeq, a predicted model, not a curated record
GACAGAAAAACGGAUAGACAGAUGGAUGUGAUCAACAACGAUACCACAUUGGGAUUAUAGCAAUUUUCAUAGAUCCACAGGAAGGAAGUAAAGCUGAAGGAGGACAAACUUGCGGAAACUAACUAGCUACUACGGACUGACUGCAGGAUUGAAGGAAGAGGAGAGAGAAAGAGGGCAGAACGGAUAAACUAAACACAGUUUGAGGAGAUCACUUUGAACAAGUGAAUAGACUUUGUUUCCGUCUGUCUGCUGCCAGGCCCCAGACCUGCUAGACCCGAGUUGCGGGUGCACACUAACACAGAGUAAUUUUCUCAGCGUCAGCCAGUUGACCGGUGAAGUCAGCGCCGUAGGGAAGAUUGGCGAUGAUCCGCUUUCGGCUUUGCCAGAAGUGUCAGGGCCAUUGCCGUUAGAGCUCAUUGUGUUUGCAGUGGCACAGAGAGUGAGAGAGAGAGCAGGCAGGGUGUAGUAAUCUAAGGAUGACACCCGCACUUUAUUCCAUUAGAUAGUGCUCAGUGAGGUGUGUGGCGCAGCUUGUCACGCUUUGUUUCUGCACUACAAACACACACACAGAUUAAACACACAUACUUACACAUACAAACAUACAAGAGCAACACAGUCCCAGAGACUGACGAUGCAUUGGGUCCUGACAAUCAGCGGAACUCUGUCCGGACCUUAAACACAGAAGGCUUUCAGAUCAGUGUGUAUGAGUGAGUGUGUAUCUGGAGUGCACCCAGGCACUGACUGCACCCAGUGGAGCAUGUUGGAAAGGAAACGUUAGGCAGGUCGAUGCUGCACGAUUAUACCGUCUGAUAGCCUGUGAUUAUUCUGAGGAGUCUAAAAUUACCAUGUAAAAUCACUGUCCAUUUACUCUACAGUGUAUACAUGAUAGCAUAUCAAAAGAGUUCUAGCAUUCAAGCGAAUAAUGGUAGAUACCUUGUGAGAGUAAUGUGCAAGUCUCUGGGGUAAAAUAGCAGACCAAAAAGUGUAAUAUCUGAAACUAAAGCGUCUGACUGCAGUUUGCUCAACCCCUUGCAAGUUGGUUAUUCUACACAGGGCAAGCACUUGCACUCUCUAUCUUUAUAGAGCAGCACUCAAGCUCAAUGGAUUUUAUUUAACCUUAGCUAUCUCCAGAUGAGUUGCAAGAUAGUGUCUCCAUCUCUCCAGAGGCCUGGCCAGUUUGGUGAUAGCUCAAAGGAACAUUGACUCCUACUUGCCGAUUUGUCGGGUGAGAAGUGCAAAAAAAACUUAUUUGACUCAUUAAAAUACAAUCUGUUCGAGAAUGAACAUUGUUGCCCCAGAUUUCUCUGUCCCCGAGGGCACAGCAAUGUAGGUAGCUCUGUUUCAAAAGUAAGCAUUCAGUCAACAUCAGUAGAGAUAAACUUGACUUGCUUUGGAACAGUUUCUCAACCUGUAUCUGACUGAAAUAUAGUAUUAUUGAUGUUUUCUGUUCCUUGGAGGAGUGUGGUUUGACCUACAGGAGACAAGCCUGUUGUUGUGGUUAAUUUUGUGGCUGAUUGUUCAGGUGCCUGGUGCUCAGAACUAGCUUAGCUCUGAGUUUGACACUGCAGUGUACAGGGAUGUCAGGGAUGAGCUAAUUAAGUUGUCCCUCGUUUGGUUAAUUGCAUAGCUGCCAUUACUGAAUACCCUUGCUGGUAAAGAACACAGUAUUGCAGGUAUGCUUUGGUCCCUUUUGGUAUUGGUUUUCUGGUUUAUUGAUCUCAGAGUCUUGGGCUUUGGUCUCAGGAGGCUCAGAGCACUGUGGUAGAAAAUAGCUAGCCUAACAGUGUUUGCAUUGUUGCCAUUUUGUUUAGUUGGGACUGGGCUCCUGUACUGCAUUGUAGCAGCAAAGCUUCUGCACUGUAUGGAUUUAAGACAACACAUGUCGUAAGUUCUUUCUAAGCAGCACAAGGUGCUUAAGUCAACAGUGGAAUUUUUUGGUGCUCUAAGCUCAUCUCUGUAUGCAUUGUGAUAUUGUGUCUAUAUCACUAGCUCCGAUAACGCCCUGAGCUUUGGCCAAACUUCUGUGCAUUGCGUGCAAGCUGUGACUACAAUUCAGUUACAUGCGAUCUAGCAGCUAAAACAGUUUGCUUGCAUGUGUUGUGAUGCAGUGUAGCACAUAAGAGUCCUUUCUUUAAGUGUUGUCCUCAAACAACAACUUCUGUCUGAUUGCAUUGAAGUAAAGCUGGGCAGUUAGCGUGUGCACGUGUCUGCAGCAUUGGAGUUGAGAACAAAUCAGAGUGUGUGUGUAUGGACUAGUUUGUCUGUAGCAGUGCAGGCAGGGUCACAGAGGAGCCAUUGAUCAAACGUGCACAUCCACACACACACACACACACACACACACAGCUUCUCAAUACACAAUGAGGCCUGUCCGGAGCUCUGUCCUCUGCCGCUUCCUCCCUGCCCCCUUCUCUCUGGCCCUGCGCAACCUGGUCUUGGUCCUGCUCUGCAUCACUCCCCACUGUCAGGCGGUGCAGGCAGAGAAUGUGACAGUUUUGGAGGGAGGUACGGCCCAGAUCUCCUGCCGCCUGCAGAACUAUGAUGGAUCAAUCGUGGUCAUCCAGAAUCCCCGCCGACAGACCCUCUUCUUCAACGGCACGCGAGCCCUGAAGGACGACCGUUUCCAGAUGGUGCUCUUCACGCCACGGCUGGUACGCAUCACGUUGACCAACGUCAGCGUGUCGGAUGAGGGCGGCUACUUCUGCCAGCUCUACACAGAUGCCACGCACCACCAGGUGGCGACGCUCUCUGUUUUGGUGCCCCCGGAGACGCCCACGGUGGAGGUGAAGCAGGAGGCCGUGGAGGGCGGCGAGGUGGAGCUCACCUGUGUGUCGCCGCGCAGCAAGCCGGCCGCCACCCUGCGCUGGAUUCGUAAUGGCCGGGAGAUACCAGGUGUGGUAUCCCAGCAGGACAACGGGAAGACGUUUAGUGUGUCUAGUACCAUCCGAAUCCCAGUAGAAAGGAAAGACAACGGGGCAGCGCUGAGCUGCGAGGCAUUCCACCCGGCACUUAGCGGGCAGAAGAGGAUUCGACACUAUCGCCUGGAUGUGUAUUUUGCACCUACAGUGAGAAUUGUUCCUCCUUCUGGCAUUUUGCGAGAGGGCGACUCGCUCAGCCUCACCUGCUCCUUCACUGGGAACCCUCUGCCCAGGAACAUUCAGUGGUCCAAGAUUAAUGACACCUUACCUGAGAGGGCAGAGUUAUCUGGCCCCACCCUUCAGAUUUCCCGUCUCAGCCAAUCACACAAUGGGACGUACUUGUGCCAGGCCCAGAACAACUACGGACGUGCUGCUGAUCAUUACACCCUAUUGGUGUAUGAUAAUGUGUCAGUCACUACCAUGGUCCCUCCCACUCCUACCACCCAACCAAUAACCUCCCAUCCUACUACCCCAACCCUCACAACACACAGCUUCGCCCUGGACCCAAAAGAUCCCGGUGCAGUGGUAGAGACUCACAGUGCAGUACCAUAUGCAGUGAUAGGUGGCGUUCUGGCACUGCUGGUUUUCACCAUUAUCUGUGUCCUCAUUGUCACCAUCUGGUGCUCUGUCCGACAGAAAGGUUCCUAUCUUACCCAUGAGGCCAGUGGGUUGGAUGAACAUGGUGAGGUGCAGGAGGCCUUCCUCAAUGGGAACGACGCCAGCCAGGGCAAGAAGGAGUACCUACUGUAGCCCUUCUCCUUCCCUAUCCCCUUCUGACCUCAUCCCUCUUUCUCUUACUCUCCCUGUAUUUCACCUUAUAUACAGUAUACACACACACAAACACACACAUACACUUCUAUACAAUGCGCCAUAACAGGCGGCCUUCUGAAAACGACUGUGUACAGAUACUGCACACAGCCAAUCCAUCCCACUCCAUUCCACUCCAUAUCCUCCUUACACACUCAUACCCAGAGACAGAUUCAGAAAAAGAGAGCCUAUAGACCCACCAGCCAUUAACGACUGUGCCAUAUACUGUAAGUCGGAGAAACUGGGGAAAAUGCAGACCGCGAGGGUGGUGGGAAGAGAGGGUGAGGUGAAUGUAGACAAAAACUAAAUGACGCCAUAAUUAUUUUGAUCGAGGGAAGCGGGGAGCACAAAGAAAACAGGCACUCUGCCCAUGCAGCCGCCAAAGUGGAAGGGGAAUUAGAGGCAGAUGACUGCUAUAAUUCCAUGCCUGGAAAAAACCAUCCAUUUCACAAUGCUCAAUCUUUAACUGGCGGACACAGUGGGAGCAGUGUGCAAGGAGGGAGGGCGAACUGAGGAGGGUGGGAGAGUUGAUCUGGAGCUAUUGAGCAGUAGACACUAGAAAAUUGAAAUUUUUACAAUUGCCAAAGCAUCUUGCCUACAGAGCGCAACUCAUAUAUAAUUCCCUAACAACACUGGAGUGUGUAAACCCAGAGUCCCGGGACGUAUCCAUACUUUAUGAACAAGCUAACUGUCCUGUUUUGCUAUCCCAGUUGGGUGGCCUGCCAAUAAUUUGUGAAAAAAAUGUGCUUUUAGUCAUUUGUUUUCCUCUCGCUGCAACAGUGCAGAAAAGGUGGUUCUCUUUCCUUUUGACUCUCCAUCUCCUCCUUCCUCUCCAUUCACCUGUUACCAUCCUCUCCCCUCUCCCUUAUAUCUCUCUUUCUCUCUGUCUGCCCCCCUUUAUCGUUCCUCCUUUGUUGGCUCCUAAUAAUGAAAGGAUUAGUGUUGGGCUGCGUUCCUGACAAAGAAGAAAGGAAUAUGACUUGCUAAGGCAUUAAAGAAAAGCUUAAUUAUUUUAGAAUGUCAUUAAGAGGAUAAAAAGGUUUAAAAGUCGUAAUAAGAAGGGCAAGGGGAGUGAUAGCAAAAGGAAUGAAUGAGAAAAUACAAUGGAUGGAUAUUUUUUCUGAAUGCUACCACACAUAUGCAGAUACAUGCACACAUUCAUACAUACAGUAAACAUGUUGACAGAACAAGUAUACAUAUCUCUGAAUUCCUUAUUUGUAUAAAAAAGAACAGCAACAUAAAUUAAAGGAAACUUUUAAGAAAUAAGAAAACUGUUUACUAUUGAAGCGCAUUAUGAAGCAACUAUACUAACACAGAAUAUUAGCCUAUAGAGGUGCAAAGCCGAACAAACUACUGUCCAGUGAUCUUUAAAGAAAAUAAAGAAAAGGAUAAAAAAAAUCAUUUGUCUUUAUGAUAAACCAGAGGUCUAAUUGAUUUUUUUUUAUUAAUUAUUAUUAUUAUUUGAACAAUUAUGAUUGUUGUUAAUGUUAUUAUUAUUGCCGUUGUUAUUAUUACAAUUGUAAAUGUUCAAGAAAUGUACACUUCCCAUGGUUUGUUUUUGGUUCUACUGUAGAGAAAUUGCUGUCUUUUUUCACUCUUACCUUUCCUCUCUUUCCCAGUCUUUCUCUCUCUUCGUCUCCUGUGCCUAGUCGUCUCUUCUCCUGUCUUUCACUCUUGUUUAUUUUAGAGUCCAUGUGUCAUUGUUGAUAAAUAGCUAACUAUUUCUUUAUAGGGGAAAGAUACAAAGCACGACAAAAUAAAAAAGAAUCCAAAAAUAA